UUGGGCGAGCGGGCCUUUGGCACGCUGCCGUCGCUACGUCGCCUGUCGCUGCGCCACAACAACCUGUCGUUCAUCACACCCGGCGCCUUCAAGGGCCUGCCGCGGUUGACCGAGCUGCGCCUGGCACACAAUGGCGACCUCCGCUACCUGCACGCCCGCACCUUCGCUGCGCUUGGCCGCCUGCGCCGCCUCGACCUGGCCGCCUGCCGCCUCUUCAGCGUACCCGAGCGCCUCCUGGCUGAGCUGCCCGCCCUGAGGGAGCUCGCCGCCUUCGACAACCUGUUCCGCCGCGUUCCUGGCGCAUUGCGCGGCCUGGCCAACCUGACGCACGCACACCUGGAGCGUGGCCGUAUUGAGGCUGUGGCCUCCAGUUCGCUGCAGGGCCUGCAGCGCCUGCGCUCCCUCAGCUUGCAGGCCAACCACGUCCGCACGGUGCACGCCAGCGCCUUCCGCGACUGCGGCGCCCUGGAGCACUUGCUGCUCAACGACAACCUGCUGGCAGUGCUGCCCGCCGACGCCUUCCGCGGUCUACACCACUUGCGCACGCUCAACUUGGGCGGCAACGCUCUGGAGCGCGUGGCGCGCGCCUGGUUCGCGGACUUGGGGGAGCUCGAACUGCUCUACCUAGACCGCAACAGCAUCGCCUUUGUGGAGGAGGGCGCUUUCCAGAACCUCUCAGGCCUUCUGGCUCUGCACCUCAACAGCAACCGCCUCACUGCACUCUCCUGGGCCGCCUUCCAGCCUGGGUUUUUUCUGGGCCGCCUCUUCCUUUUUCGUAACCUGUGGCGCUGCGACUGCAGUCUGGAGUGGCUGCGGGACUGGAUGGAGAGCUCUGGGCACAUGGCUGACUUGCCAUGCGCCGCCCCGGGCUCCGUGGUGGGCCUAGAUCUCAGCGAGGUGGCCUUUGGGCGCACCCUCGAUGGCCACUGUGUGGACCCGGAAGAGCUGAACCUCACUGCGUCCAGUCCAGGCCCAUCCACAGAGCUAGUGGUCACCACCAUAAGCAAAUUCAGCACUCUCCUCUACAAGCUGCUGGCCCCAAGGACCUCAGUGGAGGAGGUGGCCAAUACCACAGAGGUGCUGGCCAACACCUCAUUGUCCAGCAGCCUUCCCUCCCAUGGGGUGGGAUGCUUGGGAUGCAAGACCACGAUUCUCCUCAGCUCUUGUUUCCUGCUCAGUGUGGCCCAGCACAUGGUGUUUGGCCUGCAUAUGGACCGACCCUGA
This is a messenger RNA of Orycteropus afer afer, 1224 nucleotides long. It is a transcript of the gene NYX, whose product is annotated as nyctalopin. NCBI's taxonomy places the organism in Eukaryota, Metazoa, Chordata, Mammalia, Tubulidentata, Orycteropodidae. The transcript has a single exon. Gene Ontology annotation, molecular function: protein binding. The record is from RefSeq and is a predicted model, not a curated record. The annotation marks the transcript as partial.